Messenger RNA from Chenopodium quinoa (quinoa), 1308 nucleotides. RefSeq names its product methionine--tRNA ligase, cytoplasmic-like. The record is from RefSeq and is a predicted model, not a curated record. Gene Ontology annotation, cellular component: cytosol; aminoacyl-tRNA synthetase multienzyme complex. Bases 1 to 1308 code for a protein of 435 amino acids. Gene Ontology annotation, molecular function: ATP binding; methionine-tRNA ligase activity. The transcript is spliced from 7 exons. Gene Ontology annotation, biological process: methionyl-tRNA aminoacylation. Lineage: Eukaryota; Viridiplantae; Streptophyta; Magnoliopsida; Caryophyllales; Amaranthaceae.
AUGGAGAAGUUUCCAGUAGAAGAUGAACAAUUCUCUGUUGGAUCAGCUGUUGUGGAGAAGAUUUCGGUAGAAGGGCAACGCAACGUGUUGGUGACGAGUGCGCUCCCUUACGUGAACAACGUACCUCAUUUAGGAAACAUUGUAGGUUUAGUCCUAAGCGCUAGGGCCAUAUUGAGCGCUAAUAUAUUUGCUAGGUUUUGUCGUCUUAGGGGCUACAACGUCCUCUUCAUCGGCGGUUACGAUAAGUAUGGUACAACCAGUGAGGUUCGGGCUGCUUCCGAGAAUCUCACACCCCGCGAGAUCCGCGGCAAGUACCAUCCCUUACAUAAGGAGAUUUAUCAGUGGUUCGACAUUAGCUUUGGUCAUUUUGGCCGAACAUCUUCCUCAGAACACACUGCCGUUUCUCAGCAGAUCCUCAAUUCACUCUUUCAUAAUAAUCUCUUGAUGGACCAUACAAUUCAACAAUUGUAUUGUGAAAAUUGCUUAAAAUUCUUGGCGGAUAGUCUAGUUGAAGGUCUAUGUCCUGAGUGUCGUGUGUCUUGUAAAGGCGAUCAAUGUGAGGAAUGCAAUGCAUAUUUCAAUGCUCGAGAUUUAUUAAACCCUGUAUGCAAGAUAUGUCAGAAUUCCAGCUUGACACUCCGUUCCACAGACCAUCUGUUUUUAAACCUAGGUUCUCUGCAACCCAACCUGCGUGCCCUUUCUGAAAGAUUUACCUUUUCAAAUCAACUGGCGAAGAAAAUUACUGAGAAACUUGUCGGUAAAGAAAACAAAAUCCCUCCGAAGUGCAUUACUCGUGAUCUUAAAUGGGGAGUUCCCGUUCCUAUUGAAAAAUUUAAAGACAAGGUGAUGUAUGUGUGGUUUGAUGCUCCUCUUGGUUAUUUGUCUAUCACAAAGUGUCACACAUCUAAGUGGGAAUUGUGGUGGAAAAAUCCACAUAAUGUGGAGCUACACCUUUUCAUGGGAAAAGACAAUGUUCCUUUUUAUUCGGUUCAUUUCCCUCCAUACUUGAUUGGCACCGGGGAAAGUUGGACCCUUCCUCAUUCAAUACAUGCUACUCAUUUUCUGUUAUACAAAGCAGGAAAAUUUUCCAAGAUCAGGGGUAUUGGUGUUUUUGGUGAUGAAGUGAAAGACACGAAUAUACCUGUAGAAGUAUAUAGAUAUUAUACUACUGAUAUAUUACAUUUUCAGUCAUCCGACUCAAAUUUUUCUUGGGACGAUUUGCAAGUAAAACUUAAUGGCGAGCUUGCUGAUAAUUUGGGCAAUUUCAUGAAUCGUGUCAUCUCUUUUAUCGCCAAACCCCCCUGGUAA